UGGGAUGGUGUAGAUGGAUGUUCUUGGGCUCGCGAGUCCCAGGAACAACCCAGACGCUCAGAAGCGCUCCGCUGGCUUUGGGACGUCAAGAGCUUCUUUAGAAGUGGGGUAGUCUCCAGGCUUUCGUGCUCCCCAAGCGGAGCGGCUGUAGGUCCGCUGUCCCUGGGCCUCCCUCUCUCGCGUCCCCAGGAAGGCUCAUCUUGCGGUGGCCAGGAUACUGUGGGCAAGAUGCCAGCAGGGCUCCGGCAGAGUGGACCAGGAGCCUGCAGGCCUCUACUGGGCAUCUCCAGGUGGACAGAAACCAAGUCCCGGGAGGGUCGGCUAGGCAUCUUCAUCUCCGGCAUCCUACAUCAGUCAGGAAGCUGCUGUCCAGCAUGGAAGGAGAGGAAAGGCCAGCUCAAGAGGCUGACGUGGAACCCAUGGUAGCAUCAGGGGCCUCAGAAGCAGUGCCGAGGGUACCUUCUGGAGACCCUCAGAACAUCUCUGAUGUGGAUGCCUUCAACUUGCUCCUGGAGAUGAAACUGAAGCGACGGCGUGAGCGGCCUGACCUUCCACGAACUGUGACCCAGCUGGUGGCUGAGGAUGGGAGCAGGGUGUAUGUGGUGGGCACUGCUCACUUCAGUGACGACAGCAAGCGGGAUGUAGUGAAGACUAUCCGAGAGGUGCAGCCCGAUGUGGUAGUUGUGGAACUCUGUCAGUACCGUGUAUCCAUGCUGAAGAUGGAUGAGAGAACGCUGCUUCGAGAGGCCAAGGAGGUCAGCCUGGAGAAGCUGCAACAGGCUGUCAGGCAGAAUGGGCUCAUGUCUGGACUCAUGCAGAUGUUGCUGCUGAAGGUGUCUGCUCACAUCACUGAGCAGCUGGGCAUGGCCCCUGGUGGCGAGUUCAGGGAGGCCUUCAAGGAGGCCAGCAAGGUACCAUUCUGCAAAUUCCACCUGGGUGACCGGCCCAUCCCAGUCACCUUUAAGAGGGCCAUUGCUGCGCUGUCCUUCUGGCAGAAGGUCAAGCUGGCCUGGGGCCUGUGCUUCCUGUCAGACCCAAUCAGCAAAGACGACGUGGAGCGCUGCAAGCAGAAGGACCUGUUGGAGCAGAUGAUGGCAGAGAUGAUUGGGGAGUUUCCUGACUUGCACCGAACCAUUGUCUCAGAACGUGAUGUCUAUCUGACCUAUAUGCUGCGGCAAGCUGCACGGCGCCUUGAGCUUCCCCGCGCCUCUGACGCUGAGCCUAGGAAGUGUGUCCCAUCUGUGGUUGUGGGUGUUGUUGGCAUGGGUCAUGUGCCUGGCAUCGAGAAGAACUGGAGCACCGACCUCAACAUCCAGGAGAUCAUGACAGUUCCCCCACCAUCCAUCUUGGGCAGAGUGUCCCGGAUGACCGUGAAGGCUGCCUUCUUUGGCCUGCUGGGCUAUAGCCUGUACUGGAUGGGCCGUCGAACCAUGAACCUGGUCCUAUCACUACCUGCUGCGCAGUUCUGCCUCCAGAGGGUGAGCGAGGCCCGGCCAGGCCGGUAGGAGGACCGUGCAAAGAAGAGACCACACCCAGGGCCUCUACUCCUCUGCAUCACAUCUGGUGCUUCUGAGGAGCUGGCACCACCUGUCUGGGGAUGUCCCUGGGUGCAGAUGAAUCCAAGCCACCCCCUAUGGGGGCCUAGGCCAGGCUUCCCCUGCCUUCCCCAUGCCCAGCCCACCCAAAUAAAGAAUAUUUAAUUGUCUGAGCUCAGGCUUCCCAGCAGCCACCCCCCCCACACACACACUGUAGGGGCCACUCACGGGCAUCAGGGCCAUCCACAGUGUCAGGACCCAGUGGCCUAGUUCCAAGAGGGCCUGAAGCUGAGGGGAGGCACCCUUAGUGUCCCACCCUUAAUGCCAGGGUGGGCCUGCCAAGCUGUUGCUCUACCUACCUCACUGUGCCUUGUGCUCUGGCCGGCAGGAGCAUCUGGCCCUGAGUGCAUCUCACUGUGGGUUAGGGGCCGGCGAGUCUAAGGAGCUGAGUGUCCAUGCAGCUUCUUCCUGUGGGUAGGUAGGGCCUUUGGCUGGCCUAGACGUGCAUGUGGCAUUGCCAGCCGCAUCUCUGCCUGCAGAGAGUCUAGAGUUUGGGUUUUGUUUUGUUUUGUUUUUUUAAUGUCAAAAAGUUUUUUACUCAGGUAAAUUUGACAUCAAAGAAAAAACAAACUGAAGCAAAUAUCAGGAAACACAAGCCUUAAAUCCAUGAGGACAAAGGAAUCGGG
This is a messenger RNA of Acomys russatus (golden spiny mouse), 2221 nucleotides long. It is a transcript of the gene Trabd, whose product is annotated as TraB domain containing. The record is from RefSeq and is a predicted model, not a curated record. Bases 375 to 1505 code for a protein of 376 amino acids. The transcript is spliced from 10 exons. NCBI's taxonomy places the organism in Eukaryota, Metazoa, Chordata, Mammalia, Rodentia, Muridae.